Molecule: messenger RNA, 855 nt
Organism: Salvia hispanica
Lineage: Eukaryota; Viridiplantae; Streptophyta; Magnoliopsida; Lamiales; Lamiaceae
Biological process (GO): positive regulation of transcription by RNA polymerase II
Molecular function (GO): RNA polymerase II cis-regulatory region sequence-specific DNA binding; DNA-binding transcription factor activity, RNA polymerase II-specific; protein dimerization activity
Source: RefSeq, a predicted model, not a curated record
AUGGGGCGAAGAAAGUUGAAAGUGGAGUUUAUUGAGAAGCAGAAAUCACGGCUUCUAACUCUGAAGAAUAGAAAGGAGGGGUUGAAGAAGAAACUCCACCAACUCACUACUCUCUGCGACGUUCCCGCCUGCAUCAUCAUCCGCGACCCCACCACCAACUCCACCUUCAUCUGGCCCGAUGAUUCCGCCCUAAUCCGCCGCCUAAUCGACUCCUACAAGGCCGAUCCCGCCGCCGUUAGGGCUUUUGGGGUGUCCGAUUUCUUCAAGGGGAAUGCCGAGGAGGGACUCGUGAAGAAGAAAGCGGAGGCCAAAUACGGCAACUGGGACGAUCGCCUCGACCACAUGGACGAGUCCCAGUUGCGGGAAUUGAGCGACGCCGUGCGCGCCAAGGCUGAGGCCUUGCGGUCAAGAAGCGAUUUCUUGAAACGGGAGGAAGAGGAGGAGCAAAACAGCGAUGAUAUGCUUGAUUUGGAAGACAUGUUUGAUCAAGAUGAAAUCUUGUCGAUUGCUGAUGCUGUGGCUGCCAACGCCAAUGGUCAACUUGCGGUGCCGGACUUCUACUGCCCGCCGCCUCUGAAUCUGCCGAUGUUGGAAGAGGAGAAGAGCGACGACAAUGUGGUGCUUGAUUUGGUCGGUUUUGAUCAAGAUUACACCUUUUCUGUUGCUGAUGUUAUGGCCAACGCUCAACUUCCGGUGCCCUUCGUUGAUCACAAUUAUCUCAACUACGGCUACUGCUCUCCGAUGGAUGGGAAUGUGAAUUGGUGUGCCUUAAACAUGGAUCAAAAUCUCAACGGCUCUGUGAAUUGCUUUGCUGGGGAUGAUGGUGCUGACUUGGCUAGCUAUUUUUGGCACUAG